AUGGCGGAAGGAAACGCGUAUACUCGACGACUACGGAGUUCCCGACGCUCCGAUACGACGCUUUCCGAUGAAGGGGAGGAACUGGAAGACAUCACGGGAGGUAGCUAUCGACGCCACGCUGUUAGGACACCGGAUCCGGUGCAGCGGACGCUGGAAUUGCGGUCAGGAGAUGAUGGCGAAGAAGACGAGGAGGACGAGGACGAGGAAUUUAGCGACUUUGAGGAACCGGACGACGAUUUUACGUGUACAGUGUACCGCAGCAUUUCGUACAUGCCUCCGUACGUGGAGAGUGAGGACGUGGUCGAGUCGGAAGACGUUCAGGAAGAAGAGGAGGGCGAUAAAGCGCGUGGAGUGCGACGUUCCGAGCUCAAGAAACGAGCGGCAGGAGCUGCUGCGUUUUUUCAGAUACCGGAACAAGCUGGUGGGUUAUGGCAGGAGGUUGUUGUGGACUCGAAGGCUGUUAAGACGAUGCUCAAGGGGCUGCGGCGAUUGUGGCGCUUGGUGCUGCGCAAUUCGUUUAUGGCGGUGAAUGUGUUGUGGCUGCUGGCGCCGCUGUGCUGCUUUGCAAUUGCUAUUUCAGUUCCCCAGUACUUGAAAAGUACAUUGCAGUAUGUGGACGUCUUUUCGAUGACAGGGAUCGGAACGCAUGGAAAUGCAAAUGCAGGUGUUGAGAUGGAGACCAUACAGUCAAUGGUGCAGGCAGUCGUAGACUCAAAAAUACGGAGCAUGAGUGAGGACAUGGAAGUGUUGCGGCAAACUGUGCAAUCCCAAGAACGGGAAAUUGAGGCUCUCAAACAGCUCCAUGAUACGCUGCAGUACGCUCACGACGAAACGCAGCAAAAGUUUAGUCUUGCUGAAUCCAACAGCAUGAUCACAGUUCAUAUCGAGAAAGUUGUUGCCAAGCAUACAGAAGAACUGUGGGAGCAAUUCUUGAAUCUUACGGUACAGCUACAACACGAUCUGCAUGCUGCAACGGAACAGCAGGCCAAACUUGUUUCGGUAGUAAAGGAACACGAGGAGAAGAUGAACUCUGUGCAAGACCAGAUUGAGAAGGAUACAGAGGCGUCGAAGUCAGACGCAGAAAUCAAGUACACGCACGAGCGUGAGAUGCGAAGAGAAUUUGCUGACUGGCGUGAUACGUUCAAGCGCGAGCUGGAGUCGGAGAUACAAAGUCGAAUGCAGGGUGCUGAAAAUCGAAUGUCAAGGGUGCUGCAAGAGGAAAAGGAGGCGUUUUCUUCUAGUGCCGAUGCUCUCCGGAGUUUAGACGCCACUGACCCUGGAAUUCUCCGCGUUAUCGAGGUGGCUUUUCAGGCUGUGGAGAUCAAGAAAACAGGGCGUGUAGACCAUGCAGCCUUGGCAAAUGGCGCUUCGGUUAUUCAUUCAGAGCGUGACCUCCUCCACCAGGAUAGAUCGUCCCCAGCGCAGCUGUUAAUCCAGCUUCUCGGACCAAGGGACUCCGAAGAUGAUGGCAGGUUCACGUCGCCUUCGUAUCGAUGUGCGCCGGCCCCAUUCUUUGGACUGUUACUGUCCUCAGGCGAAAGUCCCUGGUGGCUCUCACGCCAUAACGGCCGACCAGAAACUGCAUUGUCGGAAACGAUGGAGAUGGGUAGCUGCUGGGGUAUCGCUGGCUCAUCUGGUCGCCUCUCAGUGAAAUUUGCCCAACAAAUUGUUGCAGACUCCAUCACAAUUGAUCACAUCCCUGCCCAGAUCGCUUCUGAUUUCAGUUCUGCGCCAAACGAGUUCCGCAUCCUGGGCAUCUUGGGUCACCCUCUGCGGGAGACGGUGGAUUUCAUUUUCUUCGGCAAUUUUUCAUACACUAGCAAGGGCUCAGCAAGUCAGACAUUCAAGCUUACGUCGUCGCAGAGUCAAUCUUUGGCUAUCGAUGGUAUUGCCCUGGAUAUUCUAUCGAACCACGGUCAUCCCGAAUAUACCUGCCUGUAUCGCUUCCGCGUACACGGGCAGCCUGUGUGA
This is a messenger RNA of Peronospora matthiolae, 1971 nucleotides long. NCBI's taxonomy places the organism in Eukaryota, Oomycota, Peronosporomycetes, Peronosporales, Peronosporaceae. The record is from the annotation of a GenBank genome assembly.